AUUGAUGUGUUUAUUACGAUUGAUUAAUCAAUCAGUGAAUUUAAAAAACUUGCCUUAUAUUUAGUUUGAUUACAUUUCCGAGACCCGAUAAGAGAGGGACCGAUAGCAGUAGAAACGUGCUCGCUGAAUCGCAGUUUUAUCUCUCGUUACUCAACCGGGAAUUGGCUCUGGAGUUUUGCCCUCGUCGUGGGUUUCGAGUUGCGUUUGCAGUUCAGAGCAGGAAAAAAAAGAGGUUAGGUGGUAGUCUCGUGCACGGUGGUCUCACACGGUGAUCAGGGAAACGAGGAAAAAUGGCAAGAUUGAUCAUCCAAGGUGGUAAAUGCGCGGUGAAGACGUUCAUCUCUUAUGGCGAUUUAUUCGGCACAACCGUGAAGUCGAGGAUACCUUUCGCCAUGGCACGAUCCAUAACCACAACUCGAUGCUUGAGAAAUGACCGAUUGUACACCAACAAGCACGAAUGGGUAACAGUAGAUGGCAAAAUCGGCACAGUCGGUAUAACGGAUUAUGCGCAGGAUGCGCUUGGAGAUGUCGUGUUUGCGCAGCUUCCCGAUGUAGGAUCUAUAAUCAAGAAAGAUGAGGAAUGCGGGGCCUUGGAAUCAGUGAAAGCAGCUUCGGAAUUGACAAGUCCAGUCAGUGGGAAAGUUAUGGAGAAAAAUGAAGCAGUUGAAAAUAAACCCGGAUUAAUUAAUAAAUCUUGUUACAAAGAUGGUUGGCUAUUCAAAGUAGAGUUAAGCGAUCUAGAUGAGCUUAAAAGUCUAAUGAAUGAAGAGGUUUACAAUAUGUUUUUAAAGUCAGACACACAUUAAGUUUAUAUUCUAGACAAUUUUUUUUAGAUGUAAAAUUUGAACCAAGUUAGUAACGUCGAAAAUUAUGUGUUCUAUUUAAAGACAUUGAACACAUAUGCAAAAUACAUUUUACUAUAAUUGUUCGUACGAUAUAUUGAUCAGAUACAAUAUAAUCAGAAAUUAUUCUGUGUGCGAUUUGAUGUAAAGUAUAAAAAAAUGUAAAAUGUCUUUUGUCUUACUAUACUUGUACAAUUCAUAUAAAAUCCAAAAUAUGUUACGUAUUCACUUUAAAUAUAUCAUUACUUUUUAUGAAAAAAAUUGUAUUUGCACCUUAGUCAGCUGGAGUUACAUGUCUAUUACUUCAUUCAGUAAUAAUAGAAAUAUUAAUUUAUAACAAAAUUUUAAGCAAGCAAGCAUUUAAUGUUUUUCUAAUAUCAUAUAUGAUCUUAAUUAAUGAUAGAGUGAUGUCGAAAAUUAUCUAUUGCAAACUUAAAUAAAGCUGUAUGUUAACAUAUUAUACAUACACAAAAAUAUACAAAA
Messenger RNA from Monomorium pharaonis (pharaoh ant), 1325 nucleotides. RefSeq names its product glycine cleavage system H protein, mitochondrial (gene ppl). The transcript has 3 exons. Lineage: Eukaryota; Metazoa; Arthropoda; Insecta; Hymenoptera; Formicidae. Bases 291 to 806 code for a protein of 171 amino acids. Gene Ontology annotation, biological process: protein lipoylation; glycine decarboxylation via glycine cleavage system. Gene Ontology annotation, cellular component: cytoplasm; mitochondrion; glycine cleavage complex. The record is from RefSeq and is a predicted model, not a curated record.